GCUACGUUCGCUCUGAGCGCUCAUGCGUUGUAAGCGUCAUUCUAUCUUCUUUUGGCAUGUAAUGGAUAAUAGAAAAUUUUAAUACUGUAUAGCUGAGAGUAAACAUAUUGGAAAAGCUAGUAAACAGCUAGAUUUAGCGGAGCCGUUUAGUCGUUCUGCAGAAGUUCAGUUGUUCAGCAGAAAAUUUUACAACAGUUGCAUAGCAGUUGGCAGCGCAGCGGAAAGUGCUUACUAAGCUGCUUUUUCUACUCAACACAGCCAAAAUGCGAUCUUCAUUUUUUCUUAGAUACGCAUAAACAAAUUGACCAUUGACGCAAUAUUUUUCCGAUAGUGAAAGGAGGUAACGAUUACGACCCGAUCGCUCCUUCACAUUUCACUUUAAUUACAAACAUUUGAGACGAGAUUUCAGAUGAAUUCUAAUAAAGGCUAUUUAUACAACGAAAGAAACGACGAAGAUGUAGACAUCGAAGGCAAAGAAUAUGAUAAGACUAGUGAUUUUUUGAACGGAGGACACGAGAAACGGUAGGAGGGAAAGUUAGGAAAAGUUACAUGAAAAAGAGGCAACGCGGAAAAUAUUUUUUCCUCUAUGAGAUUUUUUCUUUGCGAUAGCCAAGCUGAAAAUCGAGAACUAGGCAAACGGCGUCACUGGCGUCGCCGCGGCGCGGCGUGGCGCGACAUUACGACGCUCCGACAGACACCACGGCGUCGACCUGCGCUACGCUCUCUCCCCUUUUUGUCAUCCUUCCCUUCUUAACCCUGUAUUAUCCCCCAUUGAACGCGUAUAACGCAUUCAAUUUCGAUUAAUGGCUACUUUUGAGAAUUGCAAAUUCACGACGUCCACACUUUAUGCUGACUCAUCACGUUUGAUAUCAGCACUUUGUGAGUUUUAGAUUCCGGCGCAAAUUUUCAAUGCCAUUUACACUGUAAAAAUAAAUGUCUUGCAAAUAUAUUGAAUUUCAUUGAUUACUGUUUCGUAUGAGAUGCAACGGAUUAAGGCAACGAAAUUUAUUCAAUGGGAGAGUGGCUCGUCGAGAUAUUAUUCGGGUAAUUUUAUUCUAUACUAGCUCACGUUCUAUACUAGCUCACAUUCCUUUGGUUUCAUUAACAGUAUUAUGAUUGUUAUCAAUCAAGCGAGAUUAGUAUUAGCGAAGAGAAAAACAUCCGAAGAUCCUGGAAGAUACCAGAAAACAGGCGGAAUCUGCGCGUUACGGAAAAGCUCGCUGAACGAUGGAGGAUAAAAUGUCAAGGAAACCGAGGCGGUAGGAGAAGACAGAGGGCGGGGGUCAAAGCAGCGUGGAAAACGAAAAGCUCCCGCAGGGUUUCGCGCAUACUCGCGAUCAGACUGUCCACAGGACUACAACUCGCUUUCGACGUGCGUUGUCCUUUAUCUACGCAACUUACGUUUCUGUCACCAAGGACGAAAGUUAUACCAUCAAAGAAGCGGGAUGCAUCGAAGGAUCGCGAUAUCAUUUGUCGCUUUAGCCUUUGUCACGGCGGCUCAGUCAGAGAAAUAUUCCGAUGGAACUUUUCGAAAAAGAAGCAGAAAAAUAAAAAGACAAUCUGAAGUGCUAUAUGUGCACUUCGCUAUCAGACAAAGGAUGCGGUUCUGAACUGACAACAGACUUGCAACCAAACUUGCAACCAGAGGAAUGUACCGGUACUAAGAUGAGAGAAUGGCAAUUGAAGAUCAAACAACACAAGAUCCUCAAUUUGACCACGUGGUUUUUCGACAUGGAUGAGGGGUUGCAGGACUACCGAAACUUUCCAAACAUGAACAUGGCAUGCUCCAAAAUGACCCUCCAUAUUUUGAAACAAGACGUUACCAUAAGGACAUGCCAAACGGCUAAAACGGAAUCCAUCGAUCCGUGCAAAACGAUAGAAGGGAAAUUAGAGAACAAUCAACACAUAGAAAUGAACAAAUGCGAUCUGUGUCUUACGGACGCCUGCAAUAAUGCAACGUUUAUAUCUCCAUAUAUAUUAUAUAUUCUUUUAUCAUUCCUUGGCUCUUUCGUUCACGUUGCUUUUUAUCGCUUGGCGUAACCUUAGUCAUUUCAUGCGUUCCGUAAAGACGUAAUAUAUAAUGAAUAAUAGUAGUCAUUUGGCAUCAGUAUAUUGUACACUCCUUUUGUAAUUGUAAAUUAACCAGUUAGCUUUCCAAAUAAUUACUGCGUAUACUAACUGCGACAAUGAGAAAUAAAUAUGUAUUUGCUUAUGUAUAUGUAAUAUAUAUGUCAUUCAUAUCGUUUUUAAUAAUAUGCUGUAUGCUAUUCGUGUUGCAGAUACAAUUACAACGUGUACACAAAUUUACCAGAAAUACGUGAAAGUAAACGACAUGUAUAUUUGCAUUACAUGUAUAUUUGCAUAUAUAUUUGCAUAUUCGUGAGA
This is a messenger RNA of Dinoponera quadriceps, 2385 nucleotides long. RefSeq lists its product as uncharacterized. The transcript has 4 exons. The coding region runs from base 1573 to 2040 and encodes 155 amino acids. The record is from RefSeq and is a predicted model, not a curated record. Gene Ontology annotation, biological process: regulation of synaptic transmission, cholinergic; positive regulation of voltage-gated potassium channel activity; sleep. Lineage: Eukaryota; Metazoa; Arthropoda; Insecta; Hymenoptera; Formicidae.